This is a messenger RNA of Rubroshorea leprosula, 1694 nucleotides long. The record is from the annotation of a GenBank genome assembly. Lineage: Eukaryota; Viridiplantae; Streptophyta; Magnoliopsida; Malvales; Dipterocarpaceae.
GGUUUUUGCCAGACCUCCAAUUCCAGUCUCCAAAUCAAUUCCAUUUCUCUGCAAAGAAAAGAAAAAUGACAUCCAUCAAUGAAAAUGAAACCACAAAACAUCAUGCGGUGUGCCUUCCGUUUCCAACCCAAGGUCAUGUUACCCCCCUGAUGCAGCUAGCCAAGCUACUACACAGCAGAGGCUUCCACAUAACCUUCGUCAACACCGAGUUCAACCACCGCCGCUUCAUCCGCUCUAGAGGUGACGACGCCGUCCGUGGCCUGACUGAUUUCCGCUUUGAAACCAUCCCGGAUGGGUUACCGCCAUCUGAUCGUGAUGCAUCGCAGGAUGUUCCUCCGCUCUGUGACUCCACGAGAAAGAAUCUUCUGGCACCCUUCUUGGAGCUACUGGGUAAGCUGAAUUCGUCUCCGGAGUUGCCACCAGUAACUUGCAUAGUUGCUGACGGCGUUAUGGGCUUCGCUAUGCGGGCUGCCGAAGUACUUGGCUUACCUGCGAUUCAGCUUUGGACUGCCUCCGCUUGUGGCUUCAUCGGAUAUUUGCAGUAUAGUGAAUUGGUUAAAAGAGGCAUCAUCCCAUUCAAAGAUGAAAAUUUUCUAAGCGAUGGCAGCCUUGAAACCCCAUUGGAUUGGGUAGCCGGCAUGAGUAAUAUAAGGCUAAGGGACCUUCCUAGCUUUGUCAGAACCACCGAUGUAAACGAGAUUAUGUUUGAUUUCUUGGGAUCGGAAGCCCGGAACUGCUUGAAAUCACCCGUGAUUGCUUUCAACACAUUCGAUGACUUCGAAUACGAAGUCUUGGAGGUAAUAGCUGCCAAAUUCUCUCGACUUUAUACCAUAGGCCCGCUUCCCCUGCUCGCCAGGCACUUCUCUGAAACCCAAGACAUGUCUCUCAAUCCUAGCUUGUGGAAGGAAGACUCAGAUUGCAUCAACUGGCUUGACGGAAAGGAGGAGAAAUCUGUCGUCUAUGUCAAUUACGGUAGCAUAACGGUGAUGAGCGAGCAACAUUUCAAGGAGUUUGCAUGGGGUCUUGCUAACAGUAACCACCCAUUUCUAUGGAUCGUUCGGACUGAUAUCGUGACAGGAUCAGAUUCAGUGGCACUGCCUGAGGAAUUCUACAAUGAGAUUAAGGACAGAGGUAUGAUAACAACUUGGUGCCCACAAGCUCAAGUGCUAUGUCACCCGGCAGUAGGAGUUUUUCUAACACAUUGUGGAUGGAAUUCUACACUGGAGACGAUUUGUGCUGGUGUGCCUGUGAUUUGCUGGCCGUUCUUCGGUGAGCAACCGACAAAUUGCCGGUACGCUUGCACCACAUGGGGUAUCGGCAUGGAGAUUAAGCCUGACGUGAAACGGAGUAACGUUGAGGCUCUUGUGAAGGAGAUGAUGGAAGGUGAAGGAGGAAAGCGAAGGAGGGAAAAGGCUUUGGAAUGGAAGAAGAAAGCAGAAGCGGCUACCGAUGUUGGAGGAUUGUCUUAUGUGAAUUUUGAUCAAUGUAUUGCAGAAGUUCUCCUCAAGAAGGAAUGAAGAAUGAUUGGCUCAAGCACUGUUGUUUCAUCUUCCAAUGGAAUUUUCUUGCCGUGGUUCAUUGCGAUGGCAUAAUUUGUAAGCAGACACCUUGCAUCAAAACUUGAUAAUCCAUGAAUUUUCUUCUCCAAAAAUGAUCAAUACCUGAUACAUUCAUAAUCAACAUAAGAGACUUCU